AGCAAGCUCCACAUGGAGGGUUUCCGCAGCCUGAAGGAGGGCGAAGCCGUCGAGUUCACCUUCAAGAAGUCAUCCAAAGGUUUGGAGUCCAUCCGGGUGACCGGCCCGGGGGGCGUCUUCUGCAUCGGCAGCGAGAGGAGACCCAAGGGCAAGAGCCUCCAGAAACGCAGAUCGAAAGGAGACCGAUGCUACAACUUUUUUUUCCACCAUGCCAAAGAGUGCAAGCUGCCGCCGCAGCCCAAGAAAUGCCACUUCUGCCAGAGCAUCAGCCACAUGGUCGCCAACUGCCCCGCGAAACAGCAGUCCCCCAGCUCCCAGGGCAAGCCCGCCUACUUCCGAGAGGAGGAGGACAUGCACAGCUCGGCCCUCCUCCCCGAAACCCGGGAAUGA
Molecule: messenger RNA, 390 nt
Organism: Mesitornis unicolor (brown roatelo)
Lineage: Eukaryota; Metazoa; Chordata; Aves; Mesitornithiformes; Mesitornithidae
Gene: LIN28A
Product: lin-28 homolog A (C. elegans)
Molecular function (GO): nucleic acid binding; zinc ion binding
Source: RefSeq, a predicted model, not a curated record